UUUAUUAGGGGAGAGGGGUCAGUUUGUAAUUUUCUAGCACUUUGGAAAUUAGACUGGGAGGAAGCUCCUGGUCAUUUGCAACAGAAGUCCAUUUAUUAGAAAGAAGACGCGCGUCUUUGUCGAGAUAGAACAUUUUUCCUGUGUGAAGCGGUUUGUCAAGCUGUAGAGACCGAAUGAGAGACGCUACGGGAGUGGGGAAUUUAUCUGUCCACAAAAAAACGCAUUCCCACAGAACCCAUAAGACACCCGUGUCCUUGGCUAAAGUGCCAUUCAAGGAUGGACAGAAAACAAAAAAGCUUGCGAGGAAAUUUGAAGAAGGCCAGGAUGUCCUAGCCCGGUGGUCAGAUGGCUUGUUUUAUCUUGGGACUAUCACAAAGAUAAACAAACAUAAACACAGCUGCUUUGUUGUCUUUGAAGACAGUUCGAAAUCCUGGGUUCUCUGGAAGGACAUACAAACUGGAGCCAGUGGUGGUGGGGAGAUGGUCUGCACAAUAUGCCAGGAGGAAAACUCAGAAGCACCAAAUGAGAUUGUUAUCUGUGAUAAGUGUGGGCAAGGGUAUCACCAGACUUGCCAUGCACCAAAUAUUGAUUCCAGUGUGAUUGGAUCGGACGAGAAGUGGCUUUGUCGCCAGUGUGUUUUUGCAACAACGACCAAGAUAGGUGGUGCUCUUAAGAAAGGACCAAAUGCCAAAGCUCUGCAAGUCAUGAAGCAGGCGUUGCCGUACACAUUGGAGGACCUGGUGUGGGAUGAGGGCCAUAAAACUAAUAUCCAGCAAUGUUAUUGCUAUUGUGGGGGGCCUGGAGACUGGUACCUGAAGAUGCUGCAGUGCAGUAAAUGUAGACAGUGGUUUCAUGAGGCCUGCAUACAAUGUUUCCAAAAGCCAAUGCUUUAUGGAGACAGGUUCUAUGUAUUUAUUUGUUCUGUUUGCAAUUCUGGACCAGAGUACCUCAAACGUCUACCGUUACGAUGGGUAGAUAUAGCACACCUGAGCCUUUACAACCUAAGUGUUAUUCAUAAGAAAAAAUACUUUGAUUCAGAGCUGGAGCUGAUGACAUACAUUAAUGACAACUGGGACAGACUACAACUUUCUGAUCUUGGAGACACUCCAAAAUGUGACAGAUACGAUAAUAUUCUAGAAGCACUAAAUAAAAACAAAACCAUGUUUAUGUCUGGAAAAGAAAUAAAGAAAAAGAAACAUUUGUUUGGGCUGAGAAUCCGUUUUCCUCCUGCUCCUCAGAAUACAGACUCGAAAACGGCACAAGAGCCAGAGAGAGCCUCCCAUGAAAUCAAAAUCAAGGGCAGAAAAUCUACAAAGCCUUUACCAGACAGCAGCGAAAUCACAAAUGGAGUAGGAAGAAAAAGAAAGUAUGUAGGUCAUUCACUUGAAACAUUUGCAAAACCGAGACGGUCCUCAGAGCUCUCAACCCAGGAUCUGGAUGAACCACCAGUGUUUGAAAACAAUACCUUGGAUCUGCUUUCUUCAAAAAUGAGUGAUAAAUCUGCACAGUCAUCGAGUACCUCGGAUGUGGAAUCGACGGGUGCUGCAAGCACCACUGAAACUACCUCAACAAGCAUUUCAAAACAGUCGAGUUAUUGUAUCUCCAGCAGGAGAACCCGUGCAGGCAGACUGUGGCCCAUAGCUCGCCCCCCUCUGAGAAGAGGGAGGAGGCGAGGACGCCGACCUCGAAGGACACUCCAGACUUCAAACCCCAAGAUCGACGGAGAAGAGGAACCCAAGGACGACUGUCAGUUCUCAGGAUUAGACACCGACCUUGUUAGCAAUUUAGAUCAGGAGGUGCAGCUAAAUCACCUGAAGAAUUCCAUCACUAAUUAUUUUGGUGCUGCUGGAAGAAUGGCUUGUGGGGAAAAAUACCGUGUUUUGGCUCGUCGUGUAACUCUCGACGGGAAAGUGCAGUAUCUUGUGGAAUGGGAGGGAGUUACAGCAUCAUGAGCUUGGAGUCGCAUUAUGUUCACUGCAUGUUAUGUGGCUGAGAAGGAAUAAAUAAUGUGACUGUUUUUAUUUUUUUUAUUUAAAGAUUCCGUCUGUCAGUCAAACAUAUUCAGAUCAGCAAGUGAUGUACGAGUGGAGUGAUAAUUGGCUCUACUAAUUUUCAGUAUCCUGUGAAGUGGUUCUAGGUUUUCCUUUUCCUCCACAUAGAUUUGCCCUUUCAGUUAGUUGAUUUAAAAUGAAUGAAGGUAAUUAAAAAAAAAAAAAAAAAAAAAAAAAAAAAAGUAUUGUGAUUUGGGUAGAAUUAUAAUUUGGCAGAUGUUGGAGGACAAAGUUCUUAAUGUUUUAUCAAAUAGGCAGUGUUUUGGCAGCACAAGAUCUCUAUCAUAUCCUCCAAAUAUCUUACUGCAUUUCAUGUAUAUUAAAUGUAUAUUGAAAUGUGAAGGGUAUGUAUGUUACAUUAAUAAGUUAUUGGGGAUCUGGAUUAACAGGAAUAGUUUAAACUGCAAUGUUAUAUUUUUUUUUUUUUUCCCCAGACAACAGUAUCAUCCUUUUUCUAAACGGUUUGAUUAAUUGGUUUUGUUUGAUUUGUAAUCCAUUUUUACCAUGUUAUUGCUAUUGUCCUUCACAGAAGUGUGUUUAAGUUCAAUGUGAAUAGUGUGAUAUAGCUCUACAUGUGGAAGCCUCUUAAAUGUAAAUCUAAUGUGACUAGCCGUUAAUGUCUUAACAUAGUUUCUUGCUGGUUUGUAUUUUAGUAAUCUCUUUCCUAUGCAACUGAAAAUGUUGAAGAAACAUAAGAAUAGAGCUAUUUCAAGUUAAACAGUUUUGCCAUAACUACUUCAGGACGAGUUUGCAAUAUUUAGUUACAUUUUGACUCCGGCUCUAAUUUCUGGUGCUAUGGUUUAAACUGGUACAUACAGUUUGUAUUUACCCCUCAGGAUGUCAUCAGCAACGUUUACUGUACAUAUUUUUUUUAAACCUGUUUGGAAAUGACACGGACUGCAUUUUGAUGAAUAGUGGACAAAAGGUGUCGACAACAAAGCAGCACAAACAGUGCUGGUUUGAAACUUAUUUUUUCAACAAUAAGAUGCUUGCAGAAACUUUGCCAAUCUCAUGCCCUGUAUAUAUUGUUUAAUGUUCUCCUGUAAUUUUCAGUAGCCUUUUAAAUGUAAUGUGUUGUAUUAAAUGCACAGGGUUUUUGAAGAGCACAUUUGAGGCUACAGUCUUGUCUUGACAUUGAUUCCUCUGUCUUUUUGUUUUUUAAAUCAA
Messenger RNA from Polyodon spathula (Mississippi paddlefish), 3218 nucleotides. RefSeq names its product metal-response element-binding transcription factor 2-like. The record is from RefSeq and is a predicted model, not a curated record. Gene Ontology annotation, cellular component: nucleus. The transcript has 15 exons. Gene Ontology annotation, biological process: chromatin organization; regulation of DNA-templated transcription. The coding region runs from base 174 to 1952 and encodes 592 amino acids. NCBI's taxonomy places the organism in Eukaryota, Metazoa, Chordata, Actinopteri, Acipenseriformes, Polyodontidae. Gene Ontology annotation, molecular function: chromatin binding; DNA binding.